Messenger RNA from Staurois parvus, 252 nucleotides. The record is from the annotation of a GenBank genome assembly. NCBI's taxonomy places the organism in Eukaryota, Metazoa, Chordata, Amphibia, Anura, Ranidae.
UGCCCCAUCAUUGGUGUCAGUGGGAGGAAUAGUGCCCCAUCAUUGGUGUCAGUGGGAGGAAUAGUGCCCCAUCAUUGUUGUCAGUGGGAGGAAUCAGUGCCCCAUCAUUGGUAUCAGUGGGAGGAAUAGUGCCCCAUCAUUGGUGUCAGUGGAAGUAAUAGUGCCCCAUCAUUGGUGUCAGUGGGAGGAAUAGUGUCCCAUCAUUGGUGUCAGUGGGAGGAAUAGUGCCCCAUCAUUGGUGUCAGUGGCAGG